AUGCAUUCUGCUGAUCAACGGUCGCUGUUGCGAUUUCUUCUCGUCUUUAUGGAACAGAUGAGACAGCAGUUCGAGCGACCUUUGGCUGGAGCGCGGUCUGGCGUAAAUAGCAACGAGGGGAACGUGCAUGCACCAUCCUCGCUCACUGCUGCUCAGCUGUGCCCCUGCCGCUUGGCUAUUACUGGCGACAUGUCCGAUGUCGCAGAGUCACAGCUGUGCGACUGUAGUCGGAUGCCGCUCACAGAAGUAGAUGCGCUGUCAACAUUUUCAUGUACUUUGUUGGAAUUGGAUGAAAAUAAUGGGCUGUCACCAAGGCUGCGCAAAAACGGAGUAAAACUGCCACGAUUACGGAAGAAAGCAUCGGAUUUUGUGUUUUUGCGGAUUCUUGGCGAAGGUGCUUACAGUACGGUGAGUACAUCAACUGAUAGUGCUGUUUAUCUCGCUCGCGAACUCCGCGGUGGACAAACGCAGGCCGUCAAGGUCGUACAAAAGGACUUUUUAAUCCGACAUCAGAAACUGGCCGCCAUCAUUCGUGAGAAACACGUGUUAGCAUCACUGACCUAUGAGCGUGGCGGACAUCCGUUCGUAACUCGGCUCUAUUGCACCUUCCAUGAUCCAGAGCGAUUGUACUUCGUAACCGACGUAGCACAUCAUGGUGAACUGUUGGUUACGCUCAAUCGUCUCGGAUCGUUCGACAUUCCAACGUCACGGUUCUACGCGGCAGAAAUCGUUGUUGCACUUGAAUUUAUUCACAGGCAUGGUGUUGUACAUCGCGAUCUCAAACCAGAAAAUGUGCUCAUCCGAAGGAAUGGUCAUAUCAUGCUUACAGAUUUUGGCAGUGCGCAAAUAUUUGACGAGAACUUAUUUGUUGACUACGAAGAGGAGGAUGAUUCACCAACACAACUAAGAAAAGUCCGCCAACUGAGGAAAUUCGCCGAAGCUGCUGCUGCAGCAGCAUCCAGCAGUGCCAGCUCAUCCGUUGAGUCAGACGAACAGCUGGGAGUUUCGGAUCAUCCUCGUCGGGCUACGUUUGUUGGUACAGCUCAAUAUGUGAGCCCAGAAAUGUUGAGAGGUGAUGACGUCGGACCGCCGUGCGACUAUUGGGCUUUAGGUGCAAUGGUAUUCCAAAUGAUCUCUGGUCAGGCCCCAUUCCGUGCUAUCAAUGACUUUCAUCUGAUGAAUAAGAUACAGAAGCUCGAUUUCUCGUUUCCGUCAGACUUUCCCGAUGUUGCCAAAGAUUUUAUAGCUAAAGUUCUUGUGUUGGACCCAUCAGCACGCUUAGGAUCUGACAAUCUCGAUAAUUUGAAGUUGCAUAGUUUUUUCGAGGGCGUCGAUUGGAAGAACAUUGUGACUAUGAAACCUCCAGAUAUUCUUCAACCUCUUCCAGCCAGUCUAGAAGAAGCUGAGAUGAAUUCGGAAAAAUUGCCGGAUCCGGGAUUGGACGAAAAGGCUCUUAACCGCUUGAUGAACCUAUCUCUGGCGGGCAUGGGAGCUGCAAAGCAAUUAUCUCUGGACAGCGAAAUCCUGAACACUGCUGUUGACAUACCCAGUGACAUGAUUGAACUUCCCAAAAUUGACAAAAAGGCUGUGGCUGUCAGACAACGAAAACUCGAGAAGCAACGAAAGGAAAAUCCUUAUCACUUGUUUGUGCAGGAUAAUUUGAUCAUUCGUUCCGGCUUUAUCGACAAGAAGAAGGGAUUGUUUUCAAGACGGCGAAUGUUUUUGCUCACUGAGGGUCCACACCUUUUUUAUGUGGAUCCUAAUACUAUGGAGCUGAAAGGCGAAGUACCAUGGUCUCCUUGCAUGCGUACAGAAGUAAAGAACUUCCGGACAUUCUUUGUGCAUACGCCGAAACGAAUCUACUACCUUUUUGAUCCGGAAUCGAGAGCUCUUGAAUGGUGUAAGGCCAUAGAUCAGCUGAAAGUACGAUAUGCAGACCAAAUUGCUGAGUCUUAUGAAAAAGCUGUCAAAGAUGGCACGUUUGGUGUGAACAAAUUCAAGAAAUCCAGCAACUAUUUUGGAGAUAAACGGAAGAAAGAAGAAGACCUUACAAAGUUUGAGGAAAGGGGCUCACAACGAUGA
Messenger RNA from Strongylus vulgaris, 2082 nucleotides. NCBI's taxonomy places the organism in Eukaryota, Metazoa, Nematoda, Chromadorea, Rhabditida, Strongylidae. The record is from the annotation of a GenBank genome assembly.